CGCACAGUGUCGGACUAAAUUUUCCAGACUUAGGAUGAACCACCGUGACUUCUCUGACCUACUCCAGCACAGAACUGGAUUUGGUUGGGACCCAGUAUCAAACACAGUCCAGGGGACUGAGACCCAGUGGCAGCAGUAUCUUAGGAUCAAGCCGAAGGCUAGUCGUUUUCGAAGGAAGGGCUGUCCAAACUACGAAAUGUUGGGUCUACUCUUCAAUGGCUCAACAGCCACUGGGGUCCUCCGCCAUUCAUCCGCUAGGACACCACCGGGUAGUGACGAAGAGGACGAGUUGAAUGAGCAACUCUUGCGGUUUGGAAUGCAUGUUAGUCAAGCAACCAAUGCGGCUGUUGAUAACAGUGUGAGUGGGGAGUUUCUUGGUUCUGUGGGUGGUUCGAGUCAGGGGAGUGGCCAACCUCCUGCUCAAAAUAGGGGUAUAGUCAUUGGGGGUAACGGACGUGGUAAGCGUCCAGUUGAUAGUUCUGGGCCUAGCACAGAACUAAAGAGGAAAGGUAAGGGUAAAUCUCAUAUAGAUUCUCUUCGUAGUGAUGCAUUAAAAGAGUUUACCGAGGUUAGCCGUUUGAAGAAAGAAAUCUUGUUACAAGAUCAACUGCGAAUGAGUAGUGGGGAAGGUAGUGCAGGUGCUGGGGGUAGUGGUGCAUCUUUUUCCAAUGGCAUGAGUAGGGCCAUUGGCAUGUUGGAUGAGAUUGCCCCCGACCUAGAUGAUGAUAGGUAUUUUAGGGCAUUUGAGCUCUUUAGGGAUGAGAAUGUCCGUAAUGGUUUUAUUGCACUACCUCCAGAAAGGAAGAAGGCUUGGAUUGGGAAGCUGUAACUAUGUUGUUGGGCUUGUGGUUUAAGUUUGUAUGCAUGCUGAUUGCAUACAAACUUUUUUGUUGGACCGUUUCUAAUGCUACUUAUGGCAUUGUUUGU
Molecule: messenger RNA, 927 nt
Organism: Corylus avellana
Lineage: Eukaryota; Viridiplantae; Streptophyta; Magnoliopsida; Fagales; Betulaceae
Source: RefSeq, a predicted model, not a curated record